AUGGCGGUGAAUAGAUUGAGGGCGUCAUUCGGGACGCCGCGAAAGGGCGAGACCUUCGAGCUUAGAGCUGGACUCGUAUCCCAGUAUGCCUACGAACGAAAGGAAGCAAUACAGAAGACCAUAAUGUCCAUGACACUAGGAAAAGAUGUUUCAGCUUUAUUUCCAGAUGUCCUGAAGAACAUAGCUACUGCAGACCUGGAUCAGAAAAAGCUAGUCUAUCUCUACCUAAUGAAUUACGCAAAGUCGCAUCCGGAUCUUUGUAUAUUAGCCGUGAACACGUUUGUGCAAGACUCAGAAGACCCCAACCCCUUGGUACGUGCGCUAGCUAUUAGGACGAUGGGCUGCAUAAGGGUAGACAAAAUGGUGGAUUACAUGGAGGAGCCUCUAAGGAAGACCCUAAAGGACGAAAGUCCGUACGUGAGGAAGACCGCUGCAAUAUGCGUUGCCAAAUUGUUCGAUUUGAAUCCGGCGCUCUGUCUAGAGAAUGGUUUCCUUGAAACACUGCAAGAGUUGAUGGGUGACCCAAACCCUAUGGUUGUUGCGAACUGCGUAACGGCUUUGGCAGAGAUCAGUGAGGCAGCACCGGAGACGAAAGCUUUACAAGUAACACCACACUCGCUCAAGAAAAUGUUGAUGGCGCUGAACGAAUGCACCGAGUGGGGACGAGUGACAAUACUUUCUACCCUUGCAGAAUAUAAAGCCUCAGACGUGAAGGAAGCAGAGCAUGUUUGCGAAAGAGUCGCGCCCCAGUUUCAGCACGCCAACCCGAGUGUAGUUUUGGCUGCUGUAAAAGUAGUAUUUCUUCAUAUGCGCUAUAUCAACCAAGACGCUGCUAAGAAUUAUCUCAAAAAGAUGGCUCCUCCCUUAGUCACCCUCGUUUCCUCACCACCAGAAGUGCAAUAUGUAGCUCUUCGGAACAUCGACCUGCUCCUCCAGAAACAGCCGGAUAUCUUGAGCAAAGAGCUCCGCGUCUUCUUCUGCAAAUACAAUGACCCCUCCUACAUUAAGUUUCAAAAGCUUGAGAUUAUGGUUCGAAUUGCAAACGACAAGACGGUGGACCAACUGCUGGCGGAGCUAAAAGAAUACGCUCUCGAAGUAGACAUGGAUAUCGUCAAGCGUGCCGUCAAAGCGAUCGGACAAGUUGCGAUCAAAAUUGAGACGGCAACGGAAAGAUGCGUGAAUACGUUGCUCGAAUUGAUUAACACAAAAGUAAACUACGUCGUUCAGGAAGUAAUCGUAGUCAUCAAGGACAUACUCCGAAAGUAUCCGGGUUACGAAGGCAUAAUACCUGACCUCUGCAAAUGCAUAGAAGACCUUGAUGAGCCGAGUGCUCGGGGUUCUCUGAUCUGGAUUGUUGGCGAAUACGCUGAAAAGAUUAGUAACGCUGGCGACAUACUCUCGGGCUUCGUCGACGGCUUUAUUGAAGAAUUCACGCAGACACAGCUUCAGAUCCUUACGGCAGUAGUCAAAUUCUUCCUCAAACGCCCGCAACUCCCUCAGUCUCAAACCCUUGUCCAGAAAAUCUUUCAGUCCGCUACUGCCGAAAACGACAACCCCGACGUCAGGGAUCGAGCAUAUGUAUACUGGCGGCUCCUAUCUUCGAAUCCGCAGAUAGCGCAAAACAUCGUCCUCUCCGACAAACCACCAAUAACCACUACCAUUGAAUCACUUCCCCAACCCUUACUAGACAGAUUACUCACAGAACUCAGCACUCUCGCAAGUGUAUAUCACAAACCACCAGAAAGCUUCAUAGGCCAAGGACGAUACGGAGCCGAUGCUGUUCAGAAAGCCGCCAUAGAGGAGCAAAUGGAGAAUGCGCGUGAGAAUCCUCUGGCUGCUGCGGCUGCAGCAGCAGGCGUUUCAGGGGUGCCUCCCACGCAAGCAAAUGCAGAGAAUCUGCUCGAUAUUGAUUUCGAUGGUGCUGCACCAGCAUCAGCGCAGAAGGACCCAGCUGGAGGCAUGUCAGGGCUCGAAGGGCUAGCUGGAACGCCACAGCGGAUUGAAAGCCCUGCUGUCGUUGGCGCCGGACCGACAAAGCCACCGCCGAACGUCAUGGGUGGAAUCGAUGACUUAAUGGGCCUAGGCAAUGGUAUGGGCGGAGGAGGCAGCGGUGAUUCAAUGGGUAGCGGUGGUAUUAUGCAAAUGAAUGGUGCCGUACACGCAGGAGGAAUGACAAAUGAGGAUAUCCUCGGUGGCUUUGCUGCUAUGGAUUUGAAUGCGACAAGUCAGCCGCCGCCGCCGAAUCAACAACUCGCUGGUGGCAGUGCAGCAGGGGGAAAGAAGACGACUGAGGAUUUAUUGGGCCUGUUCUGA
Molecule: messenger RNA, 2313 nt
Organism: Bacidia gigantensis
Lineage: Eukaryota; Fungi; Ascomycota; Lecanoromycetes; Lecanorales; Ramalinaceae
Exons: 3
Coding region: 1-2313 (770 amino acids)
Biological process (GO): vesicle-mediated transport; intracellular protein transport
Cellular component (GO): membrane coat
Molecular function (GO): clathrin binding
Source: RefSeq, a predicted model, not a curated record